This is a messenger RNA of Aspergillus calidoustus, 1209 nucleotides long. The record is from the annotation of a GenBank genome assembly. NCBI's taxonomy places the organism in Eukaryota, Fungi, Ascomycota, Eurotiomycetes, Eurotiales, Aspergillaceae.
AUGCCGUUCGGAGUGAAUCCCUUCUCGCGACAAGACCACCACGAUUUCCCCGGAGUUGUCGUGCCCCUCUCCAGUGCCCCUGCGCAUUCGAAACUCAGCUCCGAUCCGGAAAAGAAAGUAGGCCCUGAUGAGAAGACUGACGAUGGGAGCCUCGACAGGGCAUCUUCCGCAGAGCACGGCGUGGGCUCAUUCCAUAGCCACCAGCAAAGCCAAGAUGGCCAUCUGACCAUAGAGAUUCUGCGCGCUGAAGUAGAAAAUGAUCUCGCCGCCUCAGGCCAGGACUCCGCCUAUGAUCGCAAAGCAAAGGUGAUUAACAGGGCCAUUCAAGACAUUGGUAUGGGCCGCUAUCAGUGGGAGCUCUUUAUGCUGUGUGGAUUUGGUUGGCUUGCAGACAACCUAUGGCUACAGGGUGUUGCGCUUACACUACCGCAAUUGUCUCUGGAAUUCGGCGUUGACGAGAACAACGUUCGUUUUACUACUUGUGCGCUGUUCGUGGGUCUCUGCAUCGGUGCCUCCUUCUGGGGUAUCGCCUCCGAUGUUAUUGGCCGUCGCCCAGCUUUCAACUUUACUCUCAUGAUCAGUGGUGUGUUCGGUCUUGCUUCUGGUGGCGGUCCCAACUGGGUUGGCACUUGUGCCCUGUACGCCUGUCUGGGCCUUGGAGUUGGUGGAAAUCUGCCCGUUGAUGGAGCGCUCUUCCUGGAGUUCCUGCCAUUUGCCUCCGGUAAUCUCUUGACCAUGCUUAGUGUGUGGUGGCCGGUUGGCAACUUGAUUUCCAGUCUUCUGGCCUGGGCGUUUAUUCCGAACUUCACUUGCCCGUCUACAGGGCCCUGCACGAAAGAGCAGAACAUGGGCUGGCGGUACCUGGUUAUUACCCUUGGUGCCAUCACCUUUGUCAUGUUCAUCUGCCGUUUCUUUCUCUUCCAUCUGUACGAGUCGCCCAAGUUCUUGCUUUCGCGUGGACGCCAAGACGAGGCCGUCGCUGCUGUUCACGGCAUCGCAUACAAGAACCGCGUCAAAACAUGGCUCACUGUUGAGAUCCUUAAUGAGAUUGGCGGCUAUCCGGAAGAGUCCACCAACACACAAAGUCUCAGCAACAAGCAGAUUGUUCAGAGAUACAUGUCCAAGUUCUCUCUCGACCGCAUCCGUGGUCUCUUUGCUACCAAAAAACUUGGAAUCUCCAGUACGCCCUUUGAAUACUUAAUAGCCUAA